CGAUAUGGCAGAGUUCAUACAAGGUAUGAAGGAGAAGAGCAAAAACGCUGCCCGCAGUCGGCGAGAGAAGGAGAACGCAGAGUUUCUGGAGUUGGCCAAACUUCUGCCACUCCCUGCUGCCAUCACUUCCCAGCUGGACAAGGCAUCCAUCAUCAGACUGACGACCAGCUACCUCAAGAUGAGGCACGUCUUCCCAGACGGUCUAGGCGACGCCUGGGGUGCUGCGCCGCCCCCCAUACACCCCAGAGAAGCCUGUAUCAAGGAACUUGGAUCACAUUUACUACAGACUCUUGAUGGCUUCAUUUUCGUCGUCGCUCCAGACGGAAAGAUAAUGUACAUCUCGGAGACUGCCUCUGUGCACUUAGGACUAUCUCAGGUGGAGCUGACAGGUAACUCUAUAUUCGAGUAUAUCCACACCGAGGAUCACCCCGAGAUGACGGCUGUUCUCAAUCCCCAUCAGCUCCAGCCGUCCUCCACACACUCCCCGCUGGCUACAGAGUUCGAGCUAGAAAGAGCGUUUUUCCUCCGCAUGAAAUGUGUUCUAGCGAAAAGAAACGCAGGGCUAACAACAGCUGGAUAUAAGGUGAUCCAUUGCUCUGGAUAUCUCAAGAUGAAGCAGCUAGGGGCUGACCCUGCCACUCCCUACGACGCCUGCUACCAGAACGUUGGUUUAGUGGCUGUAGGUCACUCUCUACCUCCUAGUGCCAUCACGGAGAUCAAGCUACAUUGUAACAUGUUCAUGUUUCGUGCAAGUCUUGAUCUCAAGCUCAUUUUUCUGGAUGCCAGAGUGGCUCAGCUGACAGGCUACGAACCUCAAGACUUGAUAGAGAAGACCCUCUACCACUACAUCCAUGCCUGUGACAUUAUGCAUAUGCGGUUCUCCCACUAUAUACUGCUCAACAAAGGUCAGGUGACCACCAAGUACUACAGGUUCCUGGCCAAAGAUGGAGGUUGGGUGUGGAUGCAGAGUUACGCUACCAUCGUUCAUAACAGCAGGUCUUCCAGGCCUCAUUGUAUCGUCAGCGUCAACUAUGUGCUCAGUGACCUGGAGGCCAAGGAGUUGUUGUUAUCCACAUGCUGCACUGAGGAGGCUCUAUCUAUAGACUCAGGAGCCAGCAAACUCAGGUCCAGGACUGUUCCGCUCAAAUACCAGAGACCAGAAGAUGACUACAGCGACAACGGCACGCCCUUGUACAACGACUACACCACAAAUGUGGACCUAGUUGGCAUGGGAGGUAUAGCUCAGCCGCAGUACUACCCAGAGGAGUAUCAGCACUACCCAGACCUGCUGUACCAGUAUCAGCAGCCGACCUCUACGGUGAGUCCCUUCAGCAGCAACAGCAGCAGCUGCAGCAGCGAGAGCGACCAUCAUCUGCUAGCAGCAUCUUGCGCCUUCACUCCCCAGCAGCCUCAAUAUGCUGAACCGACCGUGGCUGCUGGACCCGGAUACACCAGCGUCAUCGUCGACACUCAGCAGUAUGUCAACGAGUAUGUGCAUUGAGGUAACUGAAAUAUUCUCGCAAGCUGAUCCAAAGUGGGUGUUGGCGUCAAGUUGGAGAAUGCUGCGAUGUUUCACUCAUGUUGAAGAGUCCUUUGUAGGUCAGCCUGAGACUUAUCUUCAUCUUCAGUCUCAGCCUAUCUGAAAUUCCAACUGACACAAAACUGCUAUGGAUUCAAUACUGGCCACGUAAUGCUACAAAUGAAGAAAAUCGAUAGCUGUUAAAUCCAAAACUGGUGUAUUUCUGCAUAAUGCUCCAUGAAAGAAAAUCUUCAGGGUCUUCUAAAAUAUAUAAAAUUAAACAGAACAAGUUUUACGAGUUAAUAUUUUCUUCAGUAGCCAACGUAUAUCCUUUAAAAACUUUGUUUAUCAAAUCGUUUUAAAAUUUACUUGAAACAUGUGUUAAUUUUGUUUAAUGGUCAUUCUAAAAGUUGUACUAUCAAGUUUCCUGCAACCUGAUUAUUUCUGUGGAAGUUUUAAAAUUACAAAAAUUACUAA
Macrosteles quadrilineatus (aster leafhopper) is the source of this 1996-nucleotide messenger RNA. Its product is annotated as single-minded homolog 2-like. The transcript has 11 exons. NCBI's taxonomy places the organism in Eukaryota, Metazoa, Arthropoda, Insecta, Hemiptera, Cicadellidae. The record is from RefSeq and is a predicted model, not a curated record. Gene Ontology annotation, biological process: regulation of transcription by RNA polymerase II. Gene Ontology annotation, molecular function: DNA-binding transcription factor activity, RNA polymerase II-specific; protein dimerization activity; RNA polymerase II transcription regulatory region sequence-specific DNA binding. Bases 5 to 1501 code for a protein of 498 amino acids. Gene Ontology annotation, cellular component: nucleus; cytoplasm; transcription regulator complex.